Dovyalis caffra is the source of this 195-nucleotide messenger RNA. The record is from the annotation of a GenBank genome assembly. Lineage: Eukaryota; Viridiplantae; Streptophyta; Magnoliopsida; Malpighiales; Salicaceae.
AUGAUCCCCCCUGGCAAAGGUAGAGGCAUCCCAUACUUUUAUAUGACUAUUCUUGAUCCAACUGCGAAAAAUGCGUUACAAGACCAGAGGUCUUCAUUUACUAUCAGCGAAUACAGUUUAGGAACUUGUGGAAAGAAAGACCCUGAGAACCCCAGUUGUGCAAAAAUUACGUUGACCGGAAAGGAGAGCAACUAG